Acanthamoeba castellanii str. Neff is the source of this 471-nucleotide messenger RNA. RefSeq lists its product as uncharacterized. The record is from RefSeq and is a predicted model, not a curated record. The transcript has 4 exons. NCBI's taxonomy places the organism in Eukaryota, Discosea, Longamoebia, Acanthamoebidae. Gene Ontology annotation, biological process: double-strand break repair via homologous recombination. Gene Ontology annotation, molecular function: single-stranded DNA binding. The coding region runs from base 1 to 471 and encodes 156 amino acids. Gene Ontology annotation, cellular component: Shu complex.
AUGACGCAAGAUGCCGAAGUGCUCAAGCGCAUCAAGAUGAAGUAUGUCGAGGACGACGAGAAACUCUGCAAGUUUUUGGCGAGCCUGCAGUUGCUACCGCGCUUGCCUCGGCUGCUCGUCAUCGACGACGUGAGCAGCUUCGUGGGCGACAAGGACCCCAAGCGCAUCGCCAGAGUGAUGGCGUUCAUCAAGGAGGCUGCCACCUACGCCGCCACCAAAUCGCGCCACUUCGUGUUGGUCACGAGUGACACUGUGGACGUGGAGGCCAGCUCCCGCAACUUGCAGCUGUACCAGCGCUGGUUCGACUUGAUCUUGCUCAUCCGAGGGCCGCACAACCCACUGCAGCUGACAGUGGAGAGCGUGCACGGACGAGCAGACCCGAAAGGUGUUCACAUGUACUAUGAACUUUCGCCAAGCUACGUGUACUACGUCAACACUGAGCUGGAUGCAUCAGCCGCGGCACACGAAUGA